Messenger RNA from Rangifer tarandus platyrhynchus (Svalbard reindeer), 579 nucleotides. The record is from the annotation of a GenBank genome assembly. NCBI's taxonomy places the organism in Eukaryota, Metazoa, Chordata, Mammalia, Artiodactyla, Cervidae.
AUGCUGCCAGCGGUCAGGAGUCUUACCACCACGAGGCCCGAGGGAGCAGAGUUCUUUCUGCACUGGGGCAUCCGCUGGACCCUUUCCGGGCCCUGGGGAACCUUUGCUUCUAAUUACGACCUCAGAUGUGCUCUGUCCCUCCCUCAGGACGUGGAGCGGCAGUCGGAGUCCGCGGGCUCUGACCCCUCUGGGAGCUGCAGCCAAGCCCUGCUGUGGAACCGUGGGGGGAAGAGCGCCGGCGAGGAUGCCUGGGGGCUGCUACCCUCUCCCGGGCAGGAUCGGCUGCCCAGCCGCCAGGGGCUGGGGCAGCAACUGGAAGCGGCUCCUUGGGCCAAGGUCAGCGUCGGCGGCCGGCGGCGGGCAAGGAGGCUCCAGCCCCUGCAAGUGAGAAGGGCCCGAGGGCAGGCUAGAUCCGGCCGGCCCCGCGCUGCCUGCGGCCCCUUCGUGGAGGAUGACGUGGCGGCGCGAGGCAGCGCCACGACUCUGCCCAGACUUCCAGACCCCGGGAUCCCGGGAUCCGACCCAAAGAAAACGCAGACCCAGGAGAGACGUGUCCGGAAGCCGUGGACCAUGGCCUAG